GCACCCAGAUAACAAGGUAUUUGAAAAACUCGUUCAGUUGUUGCCAAUCUUUCGGUAACAAUUAUUCUCCACGGACUACAACGCGAACAGAAUGAAUAAAAGUUGUGUACUAAUUCUAGUGGUUGCUUAUGUUACCCUUGUUGGAGCCGCUGAUCGUCAAGGAAUCAACUGCAAAGACGAAGACGGAGGAGCUCCAUGCGCCCGCGAUUACGACCCUGAAGAUGCGGCAGAACUCGCUGAAAAAUGGCUUUAUACAAUCAUCGCAAUCGUUGUCGGAAUCCUGGUUGCAAUCGGUGUCUUAAUAGCGAGCUGCCUGUUUUGCUCCUUUUGUCCAGCUUACAGACACCGGCAGAAGAAAGGGGUAGUUUACGGCACCACCACAACGCAGCAGCAGCAGCAGCCCGUCCCAGCUUACCCACAGCAAUCAAACCUCCAGCCACCAUUGCAGUCUUCGUAUCCUGGCGGCUUCUAUUCACCCGGUCAAGUUCAGCCACAGAUACAGCCAGCAAAUGAACCAUACUACAACAUGGCUCCAGAAUACAAACAAUACCCUGAGACCGGCCACACUACAGGUCAAAUUCAGCCACAGAUACAGCCAGCAAAUGAGCCGUACUAUAACACCGUUCCAGAAUAUAAACAAUACUCUGAGACCGGCCACACUACAGGCGCUUCAGAGGUACAGCCCCCAUACAAUCCGAAUCCACCGCCCUACUAGGACAUGAGCCCUUACUAUAAUUACACCAAACCAAGUCAACAUUCAAAUAUUUCAAUCAACUAAAUACUAUUUGUCAAUGUUCCGUCAGCAGAAACGCAAGUGAUAUUCUGUAGCUUUCCGAGCAUCUAUGGAUAGAGGUGUUUGCUAUUUGAGUUCACACAAUACGAGAUAUUACGACGCUGGGAUAUUUAUCGCAAUAAGGCGAAGUGGUAUCAAGAAUGAGAGCUUAUAGAAGUGAAGCGAAUACACUGUUUCUCUUCCCCUCGGUUUCAUCACAACAAUAUUUAUCUUUACAGGCUUAUGUAAGACUUACGUUCACAAUAACGUAGAAGUUAAAAUCCUUAUUACACAGUUGUGAAGUGAACACAGUUACUGCCUACUCUGUUUAAUUUAUAAGACAAUUGGAGUGUCUGUAGAAAUGCGGAAGUAAUUGCAUGAACAUGAUAUGAGAUGUCACUGACAUCUGGUUCUUUAUAUAAAUGAAACACGCAAAGAAGGAAAAAUUAUCAAUUACGUUUCACUAAAAACUAAUGUACAUAUAAUUAAUUUCUGUAAUUACUUGCAACCACCUUUAAACUAGUACGUAUGGCCUAUUAAUUUCAGAUAUCAAAAUACAAUUUAAAAAACAGUACCCAGUAGGCUAUCAGCCGAGAACAGUGUGUCACCAACUCACGUGUUACGGUCCUAUUGAUUGGGCGCAUUAAAGGACACGAAAUUUAUUUAAGCUUUGUCAAAUCUGUAAUUUGCACUUACACUUUAUACUAGCCUGUCUUAUGGAAUGUCACUAAAACUUACUCCUCUUAUGUGCAGGCCUACUUAAACUCUCAUAUGCUACUCAGAGAUAUAAUCUACCAUAACAACUUUCUUCUAGUGGCAGAAUCCGUAAUGUUUAAACCAGCUUAUACCAAAGUUAACUACUGGAAAAGAACUUGAGACAGUUGCACUCAUUGUCCACUAUCAUAAAAGUUCCCCUAAACUCUUCCAUGCCCUUGAUUUUCCAAGAUGUUUUUCGAUCAAAAUUAUUUUCACAUUUCUUAUCUCCUCAUUCAAGCCAUAUAUCCAACCUACCGUGGCAUACAUUAAUUAACUAACCUUAGCUUGUAUAUUACAAAGUUUGGUGCCAUGUAAUAUCCCAAAUUGCCCCACGUGGUUUUAUUCAAAUAAACUCUGUAUUCAGGAAA
Zootermopsis nevadensis is the source of this 1896-nucleotide messenger RNA. RefSeq lists its product as uncharacterized. NCBI's taxonomy places the organism in Eukaryota, Metazoa, Arthropoda, Insecta, Blattodea, Termopsidae. The record is from RefSeq and is a predicted model, not a curated record.